Messenger RNA from Penicillium manginii, 2265 nucleotides. RefSeq lists its product as uncharacterized. Gene Ontology annotation, molecular function: zinc ion binding; DNA-binding transcription activator activity, RNA polymerase II-specific; RNA polymerase II cis-regulatory region sequence-specific DNA binding. NCBI's taxonomy places the organism in Eukaryota, Fungi, Ascomycota, Eurotiomycetes, Eurotiales, Aspergillaceae. The transcript has 5 exons. Gene Ontology annotation, cellular component: nucleus. The record is from RefSeq and is a predicted model, not a curated record. Gene Ontology annotation, biological process: regulation of transcription by RNA polymerase II; DNA-templated transcription. The coding region runs from base 1 to 2265 and encodes 754 amino acids.
AUGGCCGACCAUCACGACUUUCAUCACGAAGAGAGCGGUGACCCCGCGAGAAUGGUGCAACGACGCCGCCGGCCCCCACUCUCAUGCACUGAAUGUCGACGACGUAAGCUCAAAUGCGAUCGGUCACUGCCAUGUGGCCAAUGCAUUCGCUCAAAGACUGCCGACUGCUGUGUGUUCGUUGGUCCGCAACCAGUGACUACCUCGGAGUCUUCGCACCGCAUGUCGCCGCCUCUAUCGCGCGCACGUCUGCCUAAUGGCUACGAUGACCAGUCCCAAAAUUCAGGGGGCAUGUUUGUUUUUGACGCCAAACUGGGGCCAAAAUCAAGCUCUAGUCGCGUUUCCAAGAGUAGCCAGAAAGGAAGUAAAUCUAACGAGCUUCAAGAACUUCGAAAUCGCAUGAGAAUGCUAGAAAAAAGUAUCUGGAAAUCGAAUGUCCUACAAACUCCCGAAGAGUCGAUCUCCGAUGUAUACUCCGAAAUCACUACCUCGCAGAAUAACUCAGAUGCCUUGGGUGUUGAUGAUAGAGUGCGCUUCUUGCCUGAUGCCAGUUUCCGAGGCAAAAGAGGCAAGACACGGUACUUUGGCCGAAGCCAUUAUACGACAACUGUAUCUUUUUUUCAAGACAUUGGGACUUUCCUACGACGUGGCCGCAACCACUGCAAGGAUCCCGAAUACACCGACAUGAAAAAGUUCAAAUGUGAAAUGUGGUCCCAAGAAAGCAAGGACCACCAGAGCGCUUUUCGCGAGCAAGCCUUCAAAUUGGAAGAGAUGGUUCCUCCACAACAAGUGGCCGACCACCUUUUACGGUUAUAUUUGGACACCUUUGAGACCACAUUUCGCAUCUUACACAUUCCCACAUUCUUGAAGCAAUAUACCGACUACUGGGCGGCUGGCCAGAAAUCCGAGUCCGCAUUCAUCGCUCAACUACUCGCUGUAAUGGCAGCAGGGAGCUGCUUCUAUACACCAUCUGCAGAGCAAGAUGACCGAGAUUCUUACCAGAAGCCAGCAAUGAAGUGGAUCAUGGCCGUGCAAUCAUACAUCUCUUGCACAUUUGUCAGUCCGAGUAUUGACUUCAAGAUGAUUCAGACUCAAUGCCUAUUGCUGGUAGCUCGCCUCGGUGUCGCCGGAGACGGAGAUGUUGCCUGGGCUUCUUCUGGAUCAUUGAUCCGAUCCGCCAUGACAAUGGGGCUCAACCGGGAUCCCUCUCGUUUUCGCAAAGCCAUGUCGCCAUUUUGGGCCGAACUUCGCCGGAGGCUUUGGAUGACGAUUGUGGAGCUUGAUCUGAAAAUAUCCCUCGAUCGCGGUGUGCCGCCAUCUGUUGAUCUAGAUGAGUGUGAUUGCGACGCGCCGUCAAACUGGGAUGAUAAUGACAUGUUCGAGAAGAUGGAACACAGCCCCAGUGAGUCUACCUUGACAAACACUAGUCAGAACUUCUACCAGACAAUACUGGUGAAAACAUUACCCUUGCGAUAUCGGAUCGCCCGCAAAAUCAAUACCCUCAAAUUUAACCUGUCCUACGACGACGCCCUACGCAUGGGAGAAGAGCUUCUCCGGUCAACAAAACAUGCUUCUUCUUUGUUUGACGAUCACGCUCCAGACAUCGACCCAAUAAAAGCGGCACGACAUCGGUUUGCCCAGUCUCUACAUCUAUUCAUGAUGCGGAAAUUUCUCCUCGCUCUGCAUCGCCCGUUCUCGCUCAGUGUGGCGCGUCUUCCCAAAUGUUCAUAUUCUCGAAAGGCGCAAGAAAUGAGCCAGUCGCUUGGGCCGACCAUGGAAGGGGUAAAUUCCAGUGUCUUGAUGAGUAUGGUGCAGUCUCAGCAAGGCGUCAUGCUGCAAGCCGUCGAUCGAACCUUGAAUGAUUUCGGACGACGCAUUGGCCCUAGUGGCAAAGGUUGCAAGCCGUACUUUUUCUUGACCCUUAUCCUAGCAUCCGUCAAGUCGCGCAUUAAGGGAGAGGAUCCAAUGUCCAAUGUUGAAGCAUCGUCGAAAAGAGCAGUUAGAGUUGGUCGGACGUUACUGAACGGUGUCUCAUAUGCAGAUGCUCUAAUCAUUGCCGACCGCCAGGCUGGCCAGACGCCAGUACUGCCUGCAAGCACGACCCCAGCGUCAGGAACAUCGAAUGACUUCGAUCUUCCUUCACUCUUUUCUGCGGACCUGAGUGAUUUCACGCCGCUAGAUCUGGGUGGCUGGUUUGACAAUCUGGAUUAUGGUGGCACAGAGCCUUGGGAUGACAACCUUUUUGGGACCUUACCUUCAAGUAUAUGA